AUGUUAUUAAUAUCCUUCUUAAUCCAUUUACUAUUCACAUUAUUACAGUGCUAUGCAGUUGAAGAUAAACACCCAACCAUAAGAGAUGUAGACUUUAGAAAAAUUCAUUCUCCUGAUCCCCCAGUGACCCACCACGUUCUCAUGGGUAUAGUUUACUAUGACAGUACGGAAUCAAAAUAUACAGUCACUGAACUAAUUAUGGACUUAUACGGUACAACGGCUCCAUAUGCAGUGGAAAAUUUUGUCGCAUUAGCAAGAGGUUUCAAAGUUUCGAUGGAUCCGAAAAGUCCUCAAGAUACAAUAGAUUUAGGUUAUAAACGUAGUUUAAUCGAUCGUAUAUUCCCAAAUGACAGAAUUAUUGGAGGUGACGUUUUGCCUGGCUUGGCACCAUAUUCUGUAUUCGGUCCCAACUUCGCCGAUGAACCUUUCUUCUUAAAACACGAUAGACCAGGCAGAUUGUCUCUAUUGAACAAGGGCGAGCCAGAUUCAAAUGACUCAAACUUUUUCAUCACGAUGAAGCCAGAAGGAUCGCCAGAAUAUGAUGACAAACAUGUCGUCUUUGGACAAAUAAUUAUGGGAUUAGAUAACCUCUUAGAGCGGAUCCAAAAUGUUAAGAUCAAUGAUGAAGGUGUUCCUGCUAAGAAAGUUGCCAUUAGUCAUAUGAUUGUCGAUGAAGUCGAAAUUCCAGACAAAGAUGAAAAACAUCGAGAAUAUCUCGAAAGAUUAGCCAAAUUCAAUGAAGGCGACCUUUCGGUAGGCACCGCAUUGGUUCCUACAGCAACUCAAAUGAGGGAUGCCAAGAAUUUAGAAGACGAGAGCUUCGCUCUUUUGAACCAUCCUGCAACUAGUGUUAGCAUAGGUAUAAUUGGAUUAUUACUCUGCUAUGCAUUAAUGAAAUUUAGAAGACAAUUGCUUAUACAUUCAAAGAAAAUUGUAUCCUUUAGAAAUGACUGA
This is a messenger RNA of Kazachstania africana CBS 2517, 954 nucleotides long. RefSeq names its product peptidylprolyl isomerase family protein CPR8 (gene CPR8). Gene Ontology annotation, molecular function: peptidyl-prolyl cis-trans isomerase activity. Bases 1 to 954 code for a protein of 317 amino acids. Gene Ontology annotation, cellular component: fungal-type vacuole; endoplasmic reticulum. The transcript has a single exon. Gene Ontology annotation, biological process: protein peptidyl-prolyl isomerization. NCBI's taxonomy places the organism in Eukaryota, Fungi, Ascomycota, Saccharomycetes, Saccharomycetales, Saccharomycetaceae. The record is from RefSeq and is a predicted model, not a curated record.